Molecule: messenger RNA, 1238 nt
Organism: Aspergillus homomorphus CBS 101889
Lineage: Eukaryota; Fungi; Ascomycota; Eurotiomycetes; Eurotiales; Aspergillaceae
Gene: eglD
Product: putative endoglucanase
Exons: 1
Coding region: 114-1238 (374 amino acids)
Biological process (GO): carbohydrate metabolic process
Cellular component (GO): extracellular region
Molecular function (GO): cellulose binding
Source: RefSeq, a predicted model, not a curated record
CUGUCUGAACUCUUUCUUCUCCAAUUCAUUCUUUUUCUCUCCUCUGCAGGUCACAUUCCUUCAUUCACUCUCUUUACCUUCAUUUCAGUCCUUCUUUACCACCCUUCUCCAAAAUGAAGCCCUCUACUUUCGGAUUGCUCGCUCUGGCAGCAGCAGCCAAGAUGGUCGACGCCCACACCACCGUCUUCGCCGUCUGGAUCAACGGCGAGGACCAGGGCCAGGGCAACAGCGCCAGCGGAUACAUUCGCUCGCCCCCUAACAACAGCCCCGUCAAGGACGUGACCUCGACCGACAUGACCUGCAACGUCAACGGCGACCAGGCGACGGCCAAGACGCUGUCCGUCAAGGGCGGCGACGUGAUCACCUUCGAGUGGCACCACGACAGCCGCGACGCCUCGGACGACAUCAUCGCCUCGUCGCACAAGGGCCCCGUCAUGGUCUACAUGGCGCCCACCGCGGCCGGCAGCAGCGGCAAGAACUGGGUCAAGCUCGCCGAGGAAGGAUACUCGGACGGCACCUGGGCCGUGGACACGCUGAUCGCCAACAGGGGCAAGCACAACGUCACCGUGCCUGACGUACCCGCCGGCGACUACCUAUUCCGCCCGGAGAUCAUCGGCCUGCACGAGGCCAACACCAAGGGCGGCGCCCAGUUCUACAUGGAGUGCGUGCAGGUCAAGGUCACCUCCGACGGCGCCAACACCCUGCCCGAGGGCGUCAGCCUGCCCGGCGCCUACUCCGCCACUGACCCCGGUAUCCUGUUCAACAUGUACGGCUCCUUCGACAGCUACCCGAUCCCCGGUCCCGCUGUCUGGGACGGCACCAGCUCCGGCUCCUCCUCCUCUUCUUCCUCCAGUGAGGCUGUGACCACCAAGGCCGCCGUCGCCGUCGAGCCCACCACCACCGCCGCGCCCACCACCUUCGCCACCGCCGUCGCCUCCACAAAGAAGUCCAAGGCCACCGCCUGUAAGAGCAAGACCUCCUCCAUCUCCGCUGCCGCUGAGACUGAGCCCACCACCGCCGCCGCUGAGAUUGAGCCCACCACCGCUGCCGCUGAGACUGAGCCCACCACCGCCCCUGCCCCCGCCCCCGCCCCCGCCUCUUCCUCUUCUACCUCCGGCUCCGCCGGCAAGUACGAGCAGUGCGGCGGCAUGACCUGGACGGGCGCCACCACCUGCGUCGACGGCUGGACCUGCAAGCAGUGGAACCCCUACUACUCCCAGUGUGUUGCCUCCGCUUAA